Molecule: messenger RNA, 7173 nt
Organism: Lytechinus variegatus (green sea urchin)
Lineage: Eukaryota; Metazoa; Echinodermata; Echinoidea; Temnopleuroida; Toxopneustidae
Exons: 10
Coding region: 1-7173 (2390 amino acids)
Molecular function (GO): protein binding
Source: RefSeq, a predicted model, not a curated record
AUGUCAGCUGAGAAUGGUCAUACUGACGUCAUCGAACAUCUUAUCAGUCAAGGAGCUGAUGUGAAUAAGGAGCAAAAAGAUGGUUGGACAGCAUUACACCUGGCAGCUCAGAAUGGCCAUCUUGAUGUCACCAAACAUCUCAUCAGUCAAGGAGCUGAUGUGAAUAAAGAGCACAAGGAUGGUUCGACUGCAUUACACCUGGCAGCUCGGAAUGGUCAUCUUGAUGUUACCAAACAUCUUAUCAUUCAAGGAGCUGAUGUGAAUAAGGAGCACAAAUAUGGUUCGACUGCAUUACUCCUGGCAGCUCUGAAUGGUCAUCUUGAUGUUACCAAACAUCUCAUCAGUCAAGGAGUUGAAGUGAAUAGAGAGCACGAAGAUGGUUGGACUGCAUUACACGUGGCAGCUCAGAAUGGACAUCUUGAUGUCACCAAAAAUCUCAUCAUUCAAGGAGCUGAAGUGAAUAAAGGGAAUAAUAAUGGAGCUGAUGUGCAUAAAGGAAAUUAUGAUGGUGGUACUGCAUUGCACAUGUCAGCUGAGAAUGGUCAUACUGACGUCAUCGAACAUCUUAUCAGUCAAGGAGCUGAUGUGAAUAAGGAGCGAAAAGAUGGUUGGACAGCAUUACACCUGGCAGCUCAGAAUGGCCAUCUUGAUGUCACCAAACAUCUCAUCAGUCAAGGAGCUGAUGUGAAUAAAGAGCACAAGGAUGGAGUUGAAGUGAAUAGAGAGCACAAAGAUGGUUAUACUGCAUUACACCUGGCAGCUCAGAAUGGUCAUCUUGAUGUUACCAAACAUCUCAUCAAUCAAGGAGCUGAUGUGCAUAAAGGAAAUUAUGAUGGUGGUACUGCAUUGCACAUGUCAGCUGAGAAUGGUCAUAUUGACGUCAUCGAACAUCUUAUCAGUCAAGGAGCUGAUGUGAAUAAGGAGCACAAAGAUGGAGCUGAAGUGAAAAAAGAGCAGGAAGAUGGUUGGACUGCAUUACUCCUGGCAGCUAUGAAUGGUCAUCUUGAUGUUAUCAAACAUCUCAUCAGUCAAGGAGUUGAAGUGAAAAGAGAGCACAAAGAUGGUUAUACUGCAUUACACCUGGCAGCUCAGAAUGGUCAUCUUGAUGUUACCAAACAUCUCAUCAAUCAAGGAGCUGAUGUGCAUAAAGGAACUUAUGAUGGUGGUACUGCAUUGCACAUGUCAGCUGAGAAUGGUCAUAUUGACGUCAUCGAACAUCUUAUCAGUCAAGGAGCUGAUGUGAAUAUAGAGCAAAAAGAUGGUUUGAGUGCAUUACACCUGGCAGCUCAGAAUGGCCAUCUUGAUGUUACCAAACAUCUCAUCAGUCAAGGAGCUGAUGUGAAUAAGGAGCACAAAGAUGGUUCGACUGCAUUACUCCUGGCAGCUCUGAAUGGUCAUCUUGAUGUUACCAAACAUGUCAUCAGUCAAGGAGCUGAUGUGAAUAAGGAGCACAAAGAUGGUUGGACUGCAUUACACUUGGCAGCUCAGAAUGGCCAUCUUGAUGUCACCAAACAUCUUAUCAUUCAAGGAGCUGAUGUGAAUAAACGGAAUGAUAAUAGUAGUACUGCAUUACACGUGGCAGCUCGGAAUGGUCAUUUUGAUGUUACCAAACAUCUCAUCAGUCAAGGAGCUGAUGUGAAUAAGGAGCACAAAGAUGGUUCGACUGCAUUACACGUGGCAGCUCAGAAUGGACAUGUUGAUGUCACCAAAAAUCUCAUCAUUCAAGGAGCUGAAGUGAAUAAAGGGAAUAAUGAUGGAGUUGAAGUGAAUAGAGAGCACAAAGAUGGUUAUACUGCAUUACACCUGGCAGCUCAGAAUGGUCAUCUUGAUGUUACCAAACAUCUCAUCAAUCAAGGAGCUGAUGUGCAUAAAGGAAAUUAUGAUGGUGGUACUGCAUUGCACAUGUCAGCUGAGAAUGGUCAUAUUGACGUCAUCGAACAUCUUAUCAGUCAAGGAGCUGAUGUGAAUAAGGAGCACAAAGAUGGUUGGACUGCAUUACUCCUGGCAGCUCUGAAUGGUCAUCUUGAUGUUACCAAACAUCUCAUCAGUCAAGGAGUUGAAGUGAAUAGAGAGCACGAAGAUGGUUGGACUGCAUUACACGUGGCAGCUCAGAAUGGACAUCUUGAUGUCACCAAAAAUCUCAUCAUUCAAGGAGCUGAAGUGAAUAAAGGGAAUAAUAAUGGAGCUGAUGUGCAUAAAGGAAAUUAUGAUGGUGGUACUGCAUUGCACAUGUCAGCUGAGAAUGGUCAUAUUGACGUCAUCGAACACCUUAUCAGUCAAGGAGCUGAUGUGAAUAUAGAGCAAAAAGAUGGUUUGAGUGCAUUACACCUGGCAGCUCAGAAUGGCCAUCUUGAUGUUACCAAACAUCUCAUCAGUCAAGGAGCUGAUGUGAAUAAAGAGCACAAGGAUGGUUCGACUGCAUUACACCUGGCAGCUCGGAAUGGUCAUCUUGAUGUUACCAAACAUCUCAUCAGUCAAGGAGCUGAUGUGAAUAAGGAGCACAAAGAUGGUUCGACUGCAUUACACUUGGCAGCUCAGAAUGGCCAUCUUGAUGUCACCAAACAUCUCAUCAUUCAAGGAGCUGAUGUGAAUAAACGGAAUGAUAAUACUCAGAAUGGCCAUCUUGAUGUCACCAAACAUCUAAUCAGUCAAGGAGCUGAUGUGAAUAGAGAGUACAAAGAUGGUAGGACUGCAUUAAACUUUGCAGCUCAAGAAGGCCAUCUUGAUGUCACCAAGCAUCUUAUCAGUCAAGGAGCUGAUGUGAAUAGAGAGUACAAAGGUGGUGGGACUGCAUUUCAAAUUGCAGCUCAGAAUGGCCAUCUCGAUGUUACCAAAUAUCUUAUUAGUCAAGGAGCUGAUGUGAAUAGAGAGUACAAAGGUGGUAGGACUGCAUUGCACAUUGCAGCUCUAGAAGGCCAUCUUGAUAUCACCAAACAUCUCAUCAGUCAAGGAGCUGAUGUGAAUAAAGGGGAUAAUAAUGGUAGAACUGCAUUGCACAUUGCAUCUCAGAAUAGUCAUCUUGAUAUCACCAAACAUCUCAUCAGCCAAGGAGCUUAUGUGAAUAGAGAGUGUAAAGGUGGAUGGACUGCAUUGCACAUUGCAGCUCUAGAAGGCCAUCUUGAUAUCACCAAACAUCUCAUCAGUCAAGGAGCUGAUGUGAAUAAAGGGGAUAAUAAUGGUAGAACUGCAUUGCACAUUGUAUCUCAGAAUGGUCAUCUUGAUAUCACCAAACAUCUCAUCAGUCAAGGGGCUGAAAUUAAUAGAAGGAACUAUGCCGGUUGGACUGCAUUGCACAUUGCAGCUCAGAAUGGACAUCUUGAUGUCACCAAAUAUCUUAUCAGUCAAGGGGCCGAUGUGGAUAAAGGGAAUAAUAAUGGUAGAACUGCAUUGCACAUGGCAGCUCUUGAAGGCCAUCUUGAUAUCACCAAACAUCUCAUCAGUCAAGGAGCUGAAGUAAAUAGAGAGGGAAAAGAUGGUAGGACUGCAUUACACAUGGCAGUUCAGAAUAGACAUCUUGAUGUCACCAAGCAUCUCAUCAGUCAAGGAGCUGAUGUGAAUAGAGAGCUUAAAAGAGGAUGGACUGCAUUGCACAUUGCAGCUCAGAAUGGUCAUCUUGAUACAACCAAAUAUCUUAUCAGUGAAGGGGCCGAUGUGGGUAAAGGGAAUAAUAAUGGUAAAACUGCAUUGCACAUUGCAGCUCUGAAUGGUCAUCUUGAUAUCACCAAACAUCUCAUCAGUCAAGGGGCUGAAAUUAAUAGAAGGAACGAUACCGGUUGGACUGCAUUGCACAUUGCAGCUCAGAAUGGACAUCUUGAUGUCACCAAAUAUCUUAUCAGUCAAGGGGCCGAUGUUGAUAAAGGGAAUAACUAUGGUAGAACUGCAUUGCACAUUGCAGCUCAUAAAGGCCAUCUUGAUAUCACCAAACAUCUCAUCAGUCAAGGGGCUGAAAUUAAUAGAAGGAACGAUACCGGUUGGACUGCAUUGCACAUUGCAGCUCAGAAUGGACAUCUUGAUACAACCAAAUAUCUUAUCAGUGAAGGGGCCGAUGUGGGUAAAGGGAAUAAUAAUGGUAAAACUGCAUUGCACAUUGCAGCUCUGAAUGGUCAUCUUGAUAUCACCAAACAUCUCAUCAGUCAAGGGGCUGAAAUUAAUAGAAGGAACGAUACCGGUUGGACUGCAUUGCACAUUGCAGCUCAGAAUGGACAUCUUGAUGUCACCAAAUAUCUUAUCAGUCAAGGGGCCGAUGUUGAUAAAGGGAAUAAUUAUGGUAGAACUGCAUUAUACAUUGCAGCUCAGAAUGGCCAUCUUCAUGUCACCAAACAUCUCAUCAGUCAAGAUGCUGAAGUGAAUAGAGAGCACGAAGAUGGUUGGACUGCAUUACACGUGGCAGCUCAUAAUGGUCAUAUUGACGUCAUCGAACAUCUUAUCAGUCAAGGAGCUGAUGUGAAUAAGAAGCAAAAAGAUGGUUUGAGUGCAUUACACCUGGCAUUUUUGAAUGGCCAUCUUGAUGUUACCAAACAUCUCAUCAGUCAACGAGCUGAAGUGAAUAGAGAGCACAAAGAUGGUGGGACUGCAUUACACGUGGCAGCUCAGAAUGGCCAUCUUGAUGUCACCAAACAUCUCAUCAGUCAAGAUGCUGAAGUGAAUAGAGAGCACGAAGAUGGUUGGACUGCAUUACACAUUGCAGCUGAGAAUGGUCAUAUUGACGUCAUUGAACAUCUCAUCAGUCAAGGAGCUGAUGUGAAUAAGGAACGCAAAGAUGGUUCGACUGCAUUACACCUGGCAGCUCAGAAUGGCCAUCUUGAUGUCACCAAACAUCUUAUCAUUCAAGGAGCUGAUGUGAAUAAAGGUCAAGGAGCUGAAGUGAAUAGAGAGCACAAAGAUGGUGGGACUGCAUUACACGUGGCAGCUCAUAAUAGUCAUAUUGACGUCAUUGAACAUCUAAUCAGUCAAGGAGCUGAUGUGAAUAAGGAACGCAAAGAUGGUUCGACUGCAUUACACCUGGCAGCUCAGAAUGGCCAUCUUGAUGUCACCAAACAUCUUAUCAUUCAAGGAGCUGAUGUGAAUAAAGGGGAUGAUAAUGUUAUUACUGCAUUACACCUGGCAGCUCAGAAUGGUCAUCUUGAUGUUACCAAACUUCUCAUCAGUCAAGGAGCUGAUGUGAAUAAGGAGCACAAAGAUGGUGGGACUGCAUUACACGUGGCAGCUCAGAAUGGUCAUAUUGACGUCAUCGAACAUCUUAUCAGUCAACAAGCUGAUGUGAUUAAGGAGCAAAAAGUUGGUUUGAGUGCAUUACACCUGGCAGCUCAGAAUGGCCAUCUUGAUGUUACCAAACUUCUCAUCAGUCAAGGAGCUGAUGUGAAUAAGGAGCACAAAGAUGGUUCGACUGCAUUACACUUGGCAGCUCAGAAUGGCCAUCUUGAUGUCACCAAACAUCUUAUCAUUCAAGGAGCUGAUGUGAAUAAAGGGAAUGAUAAUGGUAGUACUAAAUUACUCCUGGCAGCUCUGAAUGGAGCUGAAGUGAAUAGAGAGCAGGAAGAUGGUUGGACUGCAUUACACGUGGCAGCUCAGAAUGGUAAUAUUGACGUCAUCGAACAUCUUAUCAGUCAAGGAGCUGAUGUAAAUAAGGAACAAAAAGAUGGUUGGACCGCAUUACACGUGGCAGCUCAGAAUGGACAUCUUGAUGUCACCAAAAAUCUCAUCAUUCAAGGAGCUGAAGCGAAUAAAGGGAAUAAUAAUAAUAAUACUGCAUUAUACAUUGCAACUCGGAAUGGACAUCUUGAUAUUAUCAAACAUCUCAUCAGUCAAGGGGCCGAUGUGGAUAAAGGGAAUAAUAUUGGUAGAACUGCAUUGCACAUUGCAGCUCAUGAAGGCCAUCUUGAUAUCACCAAACAUCUCAUCAGUCAAGGAGCUGAUAAUGGUCAUCUUGACGCCACCAAACAUCUUAUCAGUCAUGGAGCUGAUGUGAAUAAAGGGGAUAAGACAAGUCGUACUCCAUUUCACAUAGCAGUUUACAAUGGCCAUUUCGAUAUCAUCAAAUAUCUCAUCAGUCAAGGAGGUGAAGUGAAUAGAUUGAACAAUACCGGUUGGACUGCAUUACAUUAUGCAGCUAGGAAGGGGCAUGUUGAAAUCGCCACAUAUCUCAUCACCAAAGGAGCUUAUAUGAGCAAAAGGGAGGUUACAGGUCAGACUGCAUUACAUAUUGCAGCUGAGAAUGGACAUAUUGAUAUCACAUCAUACCUUAUUAGUAAAGGGGUUGAGGUAAAUGAAGCAGGAAAGCGUGAUAGGACUGCAUUACACCUUACGGUGCAGAAUGGCCAUCUAGAUGUCAUGAAAUACCUCAUCAAUCAAGGAGCUGACGUGAAUAAGGGGGAUAACACAGGUUUGACUGCUUUACACAGUGCUGUUGAGGAAGGCCAUCUUGAUGUCGUUAGAUAUCUCAUCAGUCAUGGUGCAGAUGUGAAUAAAGGUGAUAGAACUGAUUGGAGUGCAUUACACAGUGCAGUCAAUAGUGGUCAUAUUCAUAUCAUCAAAUACCUCGUUAGUCAAGGAGCUAGUUUGAAUAAAGGUGAUAAUACUGGCUGGACUGCAUUGCACAUCGCAGCUCUGAAUGGCCACCAUGAUAUCACCAAAUGUCUCAUCAGUGAAGGUGCUGACGUAAAUAUUCAACAUGACACUGGACGAACUGCAUUACAUUUUGGGUGUGAGAAUGGUUAUCUAGAUAUCACUAAAUAUCUCAUAGGUCAAGGAGCUAAAGUGAAUAGAGGAGAUAAGACUGGCUUGACUGCUUUACAUCUUGCAGCUGCGAAUGGACACCUUGAUGUCACCAUGCAUCUAGUUAACCAAAGAGCUGAAGUGAAUGAAGAAGAUAAUGAUGGUCACACUUCACUGCUGUUUGCUGUCCAGAAUAGCCAUGUUGAAGUCAUUGAAUAUCUGAUAGGUCAAGGAGCUAAAGCCGACAGGGAAAUCGCUGAUGGUUGUGCAAAAGUACUCUCUACUGUGCCGGAUUGUCGCCCAAAUAUCGGUCCCGUUCUAUUGGCACGAGGAGCGCGUCUUGAACUAGACGGCAUCCACGGAACGACCUCCCGAGGACUGUCGUUGCGGUUUGGGUAUGAACAAAUCGCUGGGAUUCUAGCCACGUGUUCCCCAUCCGAGGUAAGCUCUUUAUACUGA